Drosophila pseudoobscura is the source of this 837-nucleotide messenger RNA. RefSeq lists its product as uncharacterized. The record is from RefSeq and is a predicted model, not a curated record. The transcript is spliced from 3 exons. NCBI's taxonomy places the organism in Eukaryota, Metazoa, Arthropoda, Insecta, Diptera, Drosophilidae. The coding region runs from base 89 to 547 and encodes 152 amino acids.
CUGCCCUGUGCUGUCACCUAUACCAGAUCUGAUAAAACAUACAAAUUAUCUCAAAAUUGUACGUGUUUGAGUUUCAGUAUUUCGAAAUAUGGACAAAACUUUGGAGGAGUUCAUCAUAUUGACCCCGCUGACAUGUGUGGAGCAGUGCAAUGCUCUAAUGAAGGCCACAGCAGCAAAACCCAAGACCUGCUACGUAUUCGUCUCGCUCUUUGGCGCGUACUGUGGACUGUUGGCCUAUCGGGCAUAUCGCAGCUAUGUCACCAACACUGGGACAUCGUCAGAGCCAGCACCGGGGCCAUUGGAUGCGAUACCAGCUCUGCCAGCGGCUCUCGUCUCCGAGUUGAGAGAUCUCCCAACUCAGCUGAUGUUCGAGUCCAUUAACCUGUCCGAGAACAGCUGGUGCUUUUACAGUGAGCUGACUACACCCAGCAUGGACCAUCUCGUAAGGACCACUCAGACACUGGAUGAUGAAGAGGCUAACGCCUCAACAUCGACAUCGGUGCCAAAGCUUAAGGCAGUGCCGCAUCAUCUUGAAGACGAGAACUGAGCAAGGAAACGCACCGAAUUUGCUGUCCUGUCCUAUUUUGACCACCUGGUUGAACGGCAAGACCUUGACGCCCUCCUUGAAGCCAGUGGUUUCCGUUUUGUGCAGCUGGUCCUCCAUGUAGAUGAUGGUGUCCACAUUGGGGCACUGGGCCAGCAGGGUCUUGAACUUGGGCAGCAAGUCGUGCGAGGUGAUGACCGUGGUGACUUCCGUUUCGCUGAUGCCUGGCAAGCAAUUAAUUUUCUCACAUUAUUACUCGAAAAUGGUAUAAAUAAAUGGGUCAUAUACUCACA